Messenger RNA from Melanotaenia boesemani (Boeseman's rainbowfish), 1744 nucleotides. RefSeq names its product gastrula zinc finger protein XlCGF57.1-like. The transcript is spliced from 3 exons. The record is from RefSeq and is a predicted model, not a curated record. Bases 1 to 1632 code for a protein of 543 amino acids. Lineage: Eukaryota; Metazoa; Chordata; Actinopteri; Atheriniformes; Melanotaeniidae.
AUGGCGAUUACUUUGAGGUCCCAGACUUACGGGAUCACCGUCAACCUCCAGUACAAGCAAUACCUCACAGUGCCAAUGUUUAAGGGUCUGACAUCAGAUGUCCAGCAGCUGUUUGUGAUUAAAGAAGAGGUUUCUGGGAACUCCAGUCUGAAAUGGCAGAGCCCAGGGUCACUCCAGAUAAAGGAGGAAGAGGAGGAACUCGGGAUCAGUCAGGAGGGAAAGAGGUUUUAUGAGACCAGUGGUGAUGACGAUGAUGACGAUGACAUGAGUGCAGUGUCUUUAGGUUCAGAAUGUGAAAAUGCAGAAAGAGAUAAUGAUUUGAGGCUAAUAUCAGUCACUAAAACUACCAAAAGAUCCUUCGGAUGCUCGGAGUGUGGUAAACAAUUACUCUCCAAGCAUUCUCUUCAGAAACACAUGAUGCUCCAUUUAGAAAAGGAUUCUUCCAACUCUCUGGUUGAAGAAUGUUUUAGAGAGAAACCAAAUGAGAAUCCACAAAGAAAAAGUCACACUGCUGAGAAACUGUUUCCUUGUAGUCAUUGUGGGAAGAGCUUUAGAUAUAAGUGUCGGCUCACAAAUCACAUGGUGUGUCACACUGGGGAGAAACAGUUUCCUUGUAGUGUUUGUGGCAGGAUGUUUAGAUAUAAGAGUCACCUUCGAUAUCACAUGUUGAUUCACACUGGGGAGAAACUGUUUUCUUGUAGUGUUUGUGGCAAGACGUUUAGAAAUAAGAGUCACCUUCAAUGUCACAUGUUGAGUCACACUGGGGAUAAACAGUUUCCUUGUAGUGUUUGUGGCAGGAUGUUUAGAUAUAAGAGUCACCUUCGAUAUCACAUGUUGAUUCACACUGGGGAGAAACCGUUUUCUUGUAGUGUUUGUGGCAAGACGUUUAGAAAUAAGAGUCACCUUCAAUGUCACAUGUUGAGUCACACUGGGGAUAAACAGUUUUCUUGUAGUGAUUGUGGCAAGAAGUUUAGAUACAAAGGUGACCUUAAAUGUCACAUGUGGUACCACACUGGGGAAAAUCCUUUUUCUUGUAGUGAUUGUGGCAAAAAGUUUAGACGUAAGUGUGACCUUAAAUAUCACAUGUUGAACCACACUGGGGAAAAUCCUUUUCCUUGUAGUGAUUGUGGCAAAAAGUUUAGACGUAAGUGUGACCUUAAAUAUCACAUGUGGAACCACAUUGGGGAAAAUCCUUUUCCUUGUAGUGAUUGUGGCAAAAAGUUUAGACGUAAGUGUGACCUUAAAUAUCACAUGUGGAACCACAUUGGGGAAAAUCCUUUUCCUUGUAGUGAUUGUGGCAAAAAGUUUAGACGUAAGUGUGACCUUAAAUAUCACAUGUGGAACCACAUUGGGGAAAAUCCUUUUCCUUGUAGUAAUUGUGGCAAAAAGUUUAGACGUAAGUAUGAGCUUAAAUAUCACAUGUGGAUUCACACUGGGGAGAAACCGUUUCCUUGUAGUGAUUGUGGCAAACGGUUUAGACGUAAGUCUGAGCUUAAAUAUCACAUGGGGAGAAAACUGGGGAGAAAUUCGUUUUCUUGCAAUGAUUGUAGCAAAAAGUUUAUGUCCAAGAGGCAGCUUAAAAAGCACACCCUACUCCACACUGGGGAGAAACCUUCUGUUUCUAAUAAUUGAGGUGAAGCAUUCAGCUCUUAAGCUGGGCUGACUUAUCACAUGCAAUGCACAUGAAAUGUCCAAAAGCCAACCUGCAUCAUGAUGUUGAAGAUUAAAUGUGUUCUUGGCUGUC